AAAAUAGUACCGGUUAGUAGUUUUGGUUUGGUAAAUAUUACAAGUUGAAAGUUUUUCGGUAAUGGGUCCCGGAGAAGUUACGUCUGAGAUGACGGAGGAGUCAUUAGAAGAAGCAAAAGGGCCAUGGGAAGCAUACCGUCUGCCUAAAGAUGUACUUCCUUCACACUAUUAUCUAUUCAUUCAUCCCAAUUUAGUCGAAGGAACUUAUGAAGGAAAUGUUAUUAUUGAAAUACAAGUUUGUCUACCGACAAUGUAUAUUCUAUUACAUCAAACUAAUCUCAUGAUUAAGACAACAAAACUUUCUAAAAAUGGUCAAGAAGUGCCAAUUGAAAGUACCUUCGCUUACCCUAAAAACCAUUAUUGGGUGAUAAAACUGUCUUCUUUCUUAGAAGAAGGAAGUUACGAACUUAUGCUGAGCUUUAAAGGUAAACUUGGAACAGGAACAUUAGGCUUAUAUAAGUCAACUUAUCUUAAUGCCAACAAUGAGGAAAGUGCCUGCAUGUUGUCGUAUUUUGAGGCCACAUAUGCUAGAUGUGCAUUUCCUUGUUUUGAUGAACCAAGUUUUAGAGCGAAAUUUGCUGUGAAAAUAGCUCAUGAAGCCAAAGCAAAGUUGACUGCUUUAUCUAACACUUGUCGUGAUAAAGAGACAUUGAACUAUCCUACAAAAGGUGUUAACACUGUGCACUUCAAAGUGACCCCACCAAUCCCUCCUUAUCUUAUUGCAUUGAUUGUUGGCGAGUUUACUUAUACUGAACCUGUUAUGACUAAGGAUAUGGUUUCUGUAGCUGUGUAUUCAAGACCUGAAAUACUCAAUUCAAUGAUAAAAGCUAGGGAUUAUGCUGUAGCUAUUCUGAAUUUUUUUACUGAUUACUUUGAUGUUCCAUAUCCUCUUCGAAAACUAGAUUUGAUCGCUUUACCUAAUUCCAACAUUGGUGGAAUGGAGAAUUGGGGCAUGAUAACAUUUAGGGAAGAUUUACUGAUUUUGAACGAGGAAAGCACUUGUGAUGAUAUUUUGUUUGUCAUUAACACCAUAGCCCAUGAGAUAUCUCAUAUGUGGUUUGGUGAUUUAGUGUGCAUCGAGUGGUGGGAUAACCUUUGGCUGAAGGAAGGAUUUGCUACUUACAUGUCUUUUGUUUCUGGAAUUCAAUUGUUUCCUGAAUGGUACCAUGACUGGGUGGUGCUGAGGUAUAUGCUUUCAGCCCUUCAGAUGGAUGCCGCGCUUGGGUCACAUCCUAUAGUUCAGACGGUAGAGAGUUGUGCUGAAAUUAGAGAAAUAUUUGAUUCUAUUUCUUAUGAAAAAGGAUGUUGUUUGAUUCGGAUGCUUGAAAAUUUAUCUCCAGAAGGCUUUCAAUUAGGAGUAAAGAAGUAUUUGGAAAGGUACAAAUACAAAAGUGCGGUAACAGACAAUUUAUGGCAGGAGAUAGAGGAAAAUGUUGACUUUAAAGUAAGUUCAUUCAUUAACACAUGGACCCAUCAGAUGGGAUUCCCCGUGAUUGCCAUUGAGCAGUGUGUCGGAGGGAAAAUGACAGUGUCGCAAAGCCGUUUCUUACUAAGCAAGCACUUUGUUUAUGAUCCUGAUACAUCACCUUAUAAAUACAAAUGGGAUGUACCUAUAAAGUACAUUUCUUCAGAUGACCCUAGCAAUGUGAAGUUAGCAUGGCUAAUGAAAGAUCAACAUUCAGUUAUUUUAGAUAUACCUUCAAAUACAAAAUGGGUCAAGUUAAAUUGGCAUCAAGUUGGAUUCUUCCGAGUCAACUAUCCUUUAAAUCAGUGGGAGGUUUUCAGCAAUGAACUGAUGAGAAAUCCAUUGGUAUUGGAUGUUGAAGAUCGUGUGAGCUUAAUUGAUGAUGCUUUUAACCUUGCCUGUGCAGGCCAUUUUCACUAUCACAUUCCUUUAAGUCUUGUUAAGUAUUUUCAAUACGGUAAAGAGAAGCAUUUCUUCCCUUGGGCAGUUGCUUCUCAGUAUAUACGUUUCAUCGCUACAAGGCUGACUGGUACCGAUUGUCACUCAUUAUUGAUGAAAUAUAUUCACUUAUUAUUGAAAGGAAAUUUAUCGGAUGGCGUUUGGGAUUUUGGAGAAUCAAAGACAUUCCUUGAAAAGAAAUUACAACUCGAGCUUAUAAAAUUAGCUUGUUGGUCUGAUGAAGAAGAAACUCUUCUAAAAGUAAAAACAUUAUUCAGUAAUUGGCUUAAUUCUGGAGAACCAAUACAUUUCGAGUUAAGCCAAAUAGUAUAUUCGUAUGGACUUUCGGGCCAAAUCACAGAAGAAGAAUGGGAAAAGGUUUUACAGAGAUGCCUCAAUCAACGUAAUGCCAAAGAGAAAUUGAACCUUUGGCGUUCCCUUGGAAAUGUGAAAAACAAACAGCAUUUAGCAGAGUUAAUUCAACUUGCUAAAGACCCAGAUCAUUUGAAAUCUCAAGAUUUUUUUAUUGUUUUAAAAACCAUUGCAAAACAAUCUUAUGGGCUUGAAGUUGUUUGGAAUUUUAUCAGGAAUGAGUGGCCUUACCUAGUAGAUCGGUUUACUCUUGAAGAUAUGGGCUUAUGUGAUCUGGUUUUCCAAGUUUGUUCCCAAUUUGGAACAAAGGAGAGGUUGGAUGAGACUAAGACGUUUUUCAAGAAGUACCCAGAUGCUGGUGCUGGAACACGAUCUCGCCAAAGAUCUUUGGAAUGUAUUGAUCUUAACAUUGAAUGGCUCUCGACCAAUUAUCAAUCAAUGAAAGAUUGGUUAAACAAUAUCAACAAUAAUAUUAAUAUGGAAUUAGUUGAGCAAUAAUGUCUAAAAGAGUAUUGCUUUUAACGAUUACCUGUUUGGCAGUGAUGGCAAUAUUAAAAAUAGGAGGGAUACCUAUAUUUAAGAAAGCAUACUUGUUGGAUUAUAUUAUAGAUAUAGACAAGAACCUGACCAAAAUGGGCUUAUUAUUAUUAUUAUAAAUUUUAUUAUAUCAGCUUGAUUAAACAAUUUCAAAUAAAUUACUCUUGUUAGUUGUGAGAACCAAAAUGAAUCUUAAUUUUUAAUAUAUUGAUUGCUGAAUUAAUGAUAGAACUACAUAAUUGUCUUGUUUUUGUUAUUGGCAAUGAAAGCUAUAGUCAUCAGUUAUACAAUUGACAAUAAGAACUAUAAUUAAUAAUUUAAAAAAUAUUAAUGCCUUCAACAGUCACAAACAUCAUAUGGUAGUGUAAUAUUUAUUGAAUUGCUUACCUUUUUAGACUUCAGAGUUUAAAAAAAAAAAAAUUUAAUUGGCACAUGGUAAAAAAAAAAGAAGAAAUAAGAGUCAAUGUUAGAUUGAUAAAUCAGAUACUAGUUAUAUCUGACUCAUUUCAUUUACUAUUUUUCAUUUCUCACCUCUAAAAUAGAUAUGUACCUAGUAUUUAAUAUCUUAUAUGAAUUAAUAUUACCUCUUGUUUUAUUUUUUGUAUCUUUCUCUUUUUAAUCUUGAUGAAAACCUCCAUUGUAGGUCGAAACAUAUCCUAUUUAAUACGUCAACAUAUUAUGUAUGUGACUGUUGACCGUACUCCCUUCACUAACCUCUUAAAUUAAAAUUACUGUCAAUCAUUUCCUUACCAUUAUAAUUAAUAAUAGUUGAUUAUUAUCAUUGUUGGGUUGAUAAUUAUUUUCUAAUUUAUUAUUAUAUUGCAUUAUGUGUUAUAUUUUAUAGUUUACAUAAUUUAACUAUUAAUAAAAAAAGUUUUAUAAAUAUUAACUAAACAGUUAAUAUCUAUAGUAUUUUAAUUGAGAAAUUUUAUAUUUAAUUGUCCUACCUUUAUUCUAGUAAGGAAAAUAAAAUAAUGCGUUCCGAUAAAUAUAUUUUGAUUGAUCUCUGUGUUACAAAUGAUAUUAUAUUUAACUGAAUUUUAAAAAUAACAUUGAUAUUAAACAUUUAUGUACAAUAAAGUAUUUUACGAGUA
This is a messenger RNA of Nezara viridula (southern green stink bug), 3906 nucleotides long. The record is from the annotation of a GenBank genome assembly. Lineage: Eukaryota; Metazoa; Arthropoda; Insecta; Hemiptera; Pentatomidae.